AUGAUAGCAUCAUUGAAUAAAACCGUGAGACCAACGUACGAAAAAAAAACAAAUCGAUUCAGUGAAGAGGCUAAAGGUUUUGAUGAGGAAGAAAAGGAGGAAGGAGAAAUUGAUCCUAAUAUAGACGAUGUGGAUACAAUGCAGAAUGAGGAGCUGUGGAAUUCACAAGAUUAUGAUGGAAGGCAGAGUCAUUACGCUGACGUUCUUUCCUGUUGCAAUGGUGUUUUGCGGGUCGACAAUGAUGGUGAAACGUUUGACUUUGAAGCGAAGGAAAGUAACAACGGACAUUCUAGCCUCAAAAGAAGAUCUGCUUUUCAUAAGGCUGAACAAGGCGUUAAUGAUAGCACUAAGGAAGCGGAAGAUGACAUCGAUUUCGACGAUAUUGAAGGCAAUGAGGAGAACAAAGGAACUGUUGAUGAAGACCAGGAAAACUUGGAGGAUUUGGAAGGUACCAUUGUUAAAGAUCAUAAUAGCAGUGAUAAUGCUAACGAUAUUGGCGAGGACAAAAGAAGGCGUGGCAGCGAUGAGGAUGCGGAUGAUGUUGACGACGGAGAAAAAGACUAUUACUAA
Messenger RNA from Hydatigera taeniaeformis, 570 nucleotides. Lineage: Eukaryota; Metazoa; Platyhelminthes; Cestoda; Cyclophyllidea; Taeniidae. The record is from the annotation of a GenBank genome assembly.